Molecule: messenger RNA, 957 nt
Organism: Clonostachys solani
Lineage: Eukaryota; Fungi; Ascomycota; Sordariomycetes; Hypocreales; Bionectriaceae
Source: the annotation of a GenBank genome assembly
AUGCGACUACCCGGUCUCAUGAAAUCGGCCCUCUGCCUCGUUGGGUUCUACCCUGGUUAUCCGGCUUUCGCGAACGCGCUCGACUCGCCAAUGAUUACCGCAGCGCCAUUGAUAGUGAGAGACGAUGCGGGCCAAAUUGUCAACUCCGAGAUUAUAGGAUACGCAUCGGUGGAUGGAAGCUAUACCGCCAGCUCGUGUCCGCCGGGUUCAAUAUUGAAGUGGGAGGGUAAAUACGGCGGCUGUGUAGCAACAGCCGCUACGGAGUAUGUGAUAUGGAGCAGCUGCGAAGCCGAAUCGAUCUUAGUUGCGUCGAAAACAAAAUAUCAAUGCGGAGCGAGCCAAUGUUAUACGGCCCUCAUCUUCGAAGAUUUAGACGACAAGUCACCACGGAGUGUCUAUGGAUGCAACGCCGAACCACACCAGGCUUUGCUCUACAUGGCUACUACCGGCACGGACGUCACUUCCACUUCAUCAACAUCGAACACGAGCACCCAAGCGUCGUCAGUCAAGAAAACCACUACCGGGGAGGUUGAAUCGACGAGGACCCAAAACCCAGCCAGUACAGCUUCUACUUCGAGUACAGAGACGGACGUACCGGAUCUGAAUUCGGGCUUGGGCAAUUCAGAAUCAAAAGACCGAGAUCUGAGAUGGAUAGCGGGCCCAAUCGUCGGAGGGAUUGCAGGAAUUGUGAUUAUUGGGUUUUUGAUUUGGUUUAUACUCAGAAGGAGGAGGAAGAGACAAGCUCCGGAGGUCCCAGCGGCACCACCAGACCCCAUUUACACAGACCAGUCCGAGCAAACUGCAGGGUUACAAUUUCCAACCUACCAAUGGCAGGUACAAGGUCAAGAGUCGUCGCCUCGAAAAGGGCAGUCUUACCACGGUUAUAUGGCGUGGACAACGUCAUCACCGACUGACUGUAGUUCCCCUAUACCGGGAGAAAAGGGGAAAGAAGGUUAA